Molecule: messenger RNA, 2941 nt
Organism: Phymastichus coffea
Lineage: Eukaryota; Metazoa; Arthropoda; Insecta; Hymenoptera; Eulophidae
Exons: 6
Coding region: 302-1231 (309 amino acids)
Source: RefSeq, a predicted model, not a curated record
GCGCCGGCGUCGACGCACUGGAAGCUGCUCGGGGUGCUUGCGUCGCCAGCUCAGUAGCCGCACGGCCAGCGUCGCGGGGAGACGCACGCGCGUCCGCCACCCGUCGCUGCUCAGUGCGCGCCAGGCCGCCGUCAAGCUCGCCGCCGCGUCGGGUGCCGUCCUCGUUCGCGCGACCAAAAGGCCUCGAGCGCAGGACCGAUGGCUCGGGUGGACGGGCCGCCGCUGGUGUGAGCAGCAGCAGCAGCAGCAGCAGCAGCAGCAGCAACAGAACAGCAGCGGCGCGCGACCGACGACGCUGGACAUGAGGUGGCCGAGUCGCCCGCGGCCGACUCGCUGGCCAGCGGCUGCCGGCUCGCUGCUCAUCCUCGUCCUAGCCGGCGUCGCCGUACUAGGCACGCUUGGCGAGAUCGAAGUGUCGAUAAAGAUCCCGAUGGCCGUGGCCGAAAAUUCGACCGUCAAUAUGACCUGCGAUUACGAUCUGCACUCACUGCCGUUAUACGCGGUCAAGUGGUACAAAAGCCAAAACGAGUUCUACAGGUACAUCCCCAAGGAGCUGCCAUCCCGGUCCACGUUCGGCGCCCUCGGCGAGAAAGUCGACCUGAACAAGAGCGACCACCAUAGCGUCAUCGUGAACAACGUGAGCAGCGAUCUGGCCGGCAAGUAUCGCUGCGAGGUGUCCACCGACCUGCCCUUGUUCCUCACCAGGAUGGAGUCCGGCUACAUGAACGUCGUCAAGCUGCCGGACGGCAACGUGACGGCUCGCGUGGAGAAGCCGAGAUACGCGCUGGGCGACACGGUGCGAGGCAACUGCAGCGUGCCGCUGAGCAACCCGCCCGCCAACAUCACCUGGACUGUCAAUCGGCUUCCGAUCAACUCGAGCUUCACCAGGAACGUGACGGUCGGCCUGCGAAACGAGAGCCGCACGCUGAGCCUCGCCGGCAUCGAGUUCGACGUCGACUCGGACAGCUUCCAAGGGGGCCGCAUCGUCGUCAGCUGCCGCGCCGAAGUCUUCCACCUCUACAAGCGCCAAGUGAACCUGCUGCUCGAGGAGGAGCGCCCGAGGCUCGCCUCCGUCCUCGGCACCCGCGAAUCUUCCCACAACCACGGCGGCGGCGGCGGUGGCGGCGGCGGCGGCGGCGGUGGCGGCGCGACCGGCGGUGGCGCCGCGCUCUGGCUGUCCUGGACGCUGUUGCUCGCUGACGCGCUGGCGCUCGGCGCCCGCUUGAGAUAGCACAUCGGCGGCGCGGUCCAGCAGAGCUCCUCGCACGCCACCCCGACGACGGACCAUCCAAGCGGCUGAGCUCGUCGCACCGUCGCACCAUUGCAUAGCCACCUUCCUCCCCUUCUCCCCUCCUGCCCCCGGGUCCUAGUCACCACUGAUCGACAACGACGCGAACAAGCCUACGGAUACGCGCGUCUACGCGACGCAUACUUAUACGUACUCACCUACAUGGAUACAAAUAUUUAUAUAUACACCCACGCUCACGCCUGCGUGUAUACAUACAGAUAUGUUGUAACGUCGAAAUAAAUAAUAUGAAAUGUCUCACCGCGACUCGUCUGCUCUCAUCGAGCCAGUGUUAUUUGUGUAAAUAGAAGAUGUACUAAUUUAGCGAACAUUGUCUAUGUACUUAUGCAUAUAUAUAUAAUAUACGUAUAUAUGCAUAUAUAUAUAUUGCAAGUGGCGCGUUGCGGUAGCCGUUGUGGUAAGCGAUUUUGUGUAACGUACACGUUUAAUUAUGUCGUGAUAUAUAUGCAUCACGACCUACGUACACGCACGCGCGGCUCAUCCCGGCCAAGUUUUUACUCUGACUGUAGAGAGGCGGCUCAGCCGAUCAUUGCAGCUCGUGCACGUAUACGACAGAACACGUAAAAGAAGAAAUCUUUUGCUUAUCCAAGAUUUGAAAAAUCCAACGCUCUGCAAAAACCAAUGGCAGGCCAAUUAUCGACUAUAUUGGAAGGCUCGCUGCCCCGACAAGUUUUCCUUAGUUUCGGGAGGGCAACAGCUCACUUGAUUCGCCUUAGUCAGGAGACUGCCUUCAGAUAUGUAUAUUAUUUAUUGCCGCGUGAGAAUUGCACUUAUCGUCGACCAUUAUUAAUGUAAAUAUCUCUACCUGCUGUAAAUUUGAAAUAUUUUUAAGCGGCUUUCGGGCAAUUUCAUUUAUUUUACGGGGAACUUUUACCGGGAUUGGUCUCACUCGACCAAGUAGUACCGAACUUGAGAGCUUCAUUUUUAUUGCCUACUAAAUUGCAAUAAACAAGAUGCCGAAAGACAAACGAGGCGAAUCGAAUGAGCCAUUGCACUUCGAAAACUUGCAAAACUUGCGGAGCUAUGACAUUUGAAAAGCAGUCAAAAAUAAGCUCUGAGUGGCGCUAUUACAUGCAUCAAUACUCUUUACUCCAAGAAAGUUAAAGGAUACCUUUUGACUUGUCGAACAAGUAUUAAGUAGCUUAUCCGAUGUCAAAUAGCCAACUAGUGUAAGCAGUCUUUGAAAGCUCAGCACUUUCCUUCAACAUGUUUCGUCGUAUAUAUAAAAGUGCCGUCUCAAUCGGCCCACCCAUCUCUGCAAUCAAAAUAAAAAUAUAUCCAAGUAGAUCGAAGGUGUUCCCUCGUAUGUAAUAUCAUGAACAAAGUAUGUUUCCAUCGUCUCGCCUCGUCGAGAGCCAGUUAAAGUGUACCUAUGCAAUAUUAUACGAUAUGCCCAAUGGAUAUAUUUUUUGUUCACCGACAAUUUCUUUCGCACUUGUCUUUCAAGUGCAAUUGCCGUACGCACACUUCGACAACCUAUUAUUGAGCGUUUGAGAUAUAAUGUUGUUAUCGUUUCCCAUGGAAUCUUGUUUAUAUGACUAAUGAAUAAAAUUAUUGAUUCGGUGAUUUCUUUAUUUGCCAAUCCUUAUUAUUCCUUCAUCUCUAUCCUUUCAUUUUUCAAUUUUAAUACCAACG